CUGUAUCUCUCACAGGCACUGUGCAGGACUCACAGCUAUGUUUCUCUCUUCCUAGUAGUCCAAUCCUAAAGCGAAGCCCUGACAUCACCAAAUCUCCACUGACAAAGUCAGAACAGCUGCUGCGAAUAGAUGACCAUGACUUCAGCAUGAGACCAGGUUUUGGAGGUCCUGCAAUUCCUGUAGGGGUGGAUGUCCAAGUUGAAAGUCUGGACAGCAUUUCCGAGGUGGAUAUGGACUUCACCAUGACACUUUAUCUGAGGCACUACUGGAAAGAUGAAAGACUGUCCUUUCCCAGCACCAACAAUCAAAGCAUGACAUUUGACGGCAGGCUGGUGAAGAAGAUCUGGGUUCCUGACAUGUUCUUUGUCCACUCCAAACGUUCCUUUAUCCAUGACACCACCACUGACAAUGUCAUGCUGCGGGUCCAGCCAGAUGGGAAGGUACUUUAUAGCCUCAGAGUUACAGUAACAGCGAUGUGCAACAUGGAUUUUAGUCGCUUUCCCCUGGACACACAGACGUGCUCCCUGGAGAUUGAAAGCUAUGCUUACACUGAAGAUGACCUCAUGCUGUACUGGAAGAAUGGGAAUGAUUCCCUAAAAACAGAUGAGAGGAUAUCGCUGUCCCAGUUCCUUAUCCAGGAGUUUCACACUACCACAAAACUUGCCUUUUACAGCAGCACAGGAUGGUACAAUCGUCUCUACAUCAACUUCACUUUGCGUCGACACAUCUUCUUCUUCUUGCUCCAAACCUACUUCCCUGCCACUCUCAUGGUUAUGCUGUCCUGGGUGUCCUUCUGGAUUGACCGUCGAGCAGUUCCUGCCAGAGUCCCUUUAGGGAUCACUACCGUGCUGACCAUGUCUACGAUCAUCACUGGGGUGAACGCCUCCAUGCCCCGCGUUUCCUACAUCAAAGCAGUGGACAUUUACCUGUGGGUCAGUUUUGUGUUCGUCUUCCUCUCGGUGCUGGAAUACGCAGCAGUGAAUUACCUGACCACAGUGCAAGAGCGGAAGGAGAGGAAACUCCGGGAUAAGCUCCCCUGUGCGUGCAGCCUUCCUCAGCCUCGGCCCAUGAUGAUGGACGGCAGCUACAACGACGGUGAUGUGAACGAGCUGGGGCACUACGUGUCCGAGAACGGGGACAAGCAGGACAGAAUGAUGGUGCAGCUGGCGCUGGGGUCCGAGAGGGGCUCGGGCAGGAGGAAAAACCAGAGAUACGUCAGCAUGCGGAUCGACACCCACGCCAUCGACAAGUACUCCAGGAUAAUAUUCCCUGGUGCAUACAUUCUAUUUAAUUUGAUAUACUGGUCCAUUUUUUCAUAAACACAUAACUCCUGUAGUCACAGUGUAUUGUGGCAGGGUAUCAGAGUACUGUCUCAUAGGCUAACGGAAUGAAAAUAGAGAAUUAAUUUGAAGAUUGAUUUUUUUCAGGAUUUCAAUUUUUUUUUUACUAGAUGCAACUCAUCUGCGGCAAAUAUGACUGUGCAAGUUUCACAUUUCAAAUAAAUAAGAUAUCCAAUCUAAAACUUUAUACAUAUUUAAAGCUGUGCUAUGUUCCUUCUUGUGCCUCACAGGCCACUGUAAACUACUUUAAGGAGUGACAUUAAUUGCCAGCUGCUUAUAUAAGGUGUGACUUCCAUUUUGUGCCCCCCAAAUCCUAAUUCUCUUAGUAUUUGAGCACACGCAUAUAUCUCUCAACUCAGCAGACUUACAGCAUUUAGCACCGAUAAGUACAAAAGAUAUGCAAACGCUUGCGUGCUUGCAGGAUGAGAUCAGAAGCAGCUAUUGCAAAAACAAAAUGUCCAGUACUGGGAAACGCUUCAGCAAGACUAUUAAUGGCCAAAGGCAACUUUCACUGCUCCGUGCAUGCAGUGCUGGAAGCACGGCACUGACAGAGCCAAGCAGCAAAACCUUUCAGACUUGUGCUGCCUCAAUUGUACUUAAAAACAAUGAAGUAUUUCCAAGCUGUAUCGAUUAACCUUUUAAAAUAUAACUUGCAGAGUACAUUUACCAAGGAAUCCAUCAGUCUGAACAAAAGUUGGGCUUUCCGUGACGCCAAAUCCUCUGGGAAACGCAGGACCUCUCCUUGGAGUUGCUUAUUUGGGUCAGUGGGAGUUUUGCUUGAGUUUCCUAGGAGAGGAAAAAGAUUUCUCUGCAAAGUGAUCCGGUGAAGACAAGUGGGCGUCUACAAAAAGAAUACAACCACUGUAGGAGAAGCCACUUCUCACUGAGACAGCCUCGGUGCUACCAGUUGGAACAGGAGAGCUCUCUGCAGCCUGAACGCCAAGAACUGCUGCAGCCUGUAAAGUUCUGCCCCUGCCAAAGCCUUUGGUGAGUGCGGACACUUCCAGAAGAAGCCUGGUCCAUCCAUUUAUAGUGAAAGCCCAGCAGAAAGGUGCUCAGCAGGUGACAGAGCAGAUGCCAUGACUUUAUAUCUGCAUUGCUAACCUAACCACGUUACAGUUGUAAAGUUACCAUGCUGAAAGCUUUGGAACGAAGUGGAAAGGAGCUCCCACCAUGAGAGAGACCAAGGUCCAUUUGAGCAACUCUGCUUCUCCCCGGCACCUCACAGCCCAGCAGGCCCUUGCAGCAGGCACAGACCCAUCCAGGGCAGGGCAAGAGGACAAGGCUGGCACUGGGGGCACGCAGUGCUCACCUCAGUUCCUACUGGACAUCACAGCUUCAGAAGAGCAGUCAGCCAGCAUAAACGCUGCAUCUGUACAAUGCAAAAUCUGUAGCGUAGAAGUAGUGAAAUAUUUCAGGCGUAGCUGCUCUGAAAAUAAAACUAGAGCAGUGGUGUCUCCAGAAGGAACAUGAAUCUUCUCACACAAAGCCUGCCCUGGACUCCAUGCAUUAUACUUGUGACACAGGCAUUACAGCUGUUUGAACGCUGCUGACUGCUGCUUUAAUUUCAUGUGUAAAUAAAUGUCAUGUACAAGUACUCAGCAUUUCUUAUAACUACUGAACUUGUGAAAUGCAAGAUGUACCUACGCGGCCUCUUGUGCUUACAGCCGACACGCCACUGAAACCACAAAAACUACAAUUAGUAAAAGACAAACUGUCACCAUGAGAUAGCUGUUACAGAUUUCUACAUGGAUUUUUCUUCACAUGCACAUACCAUCUUAACUUCUUCUUACCAUAUCGUAUUUCUAUCCACUGAGGUUUCUUUUUCCUACAAAAGAUUAAAAAUUUGUAUUAAAAUGUAACAUUUUAAUUGGAUGGAAGUAGAAAGAUCACCAUGGUAGAAGCACCAGGACUGCCUGCUCUCCUUUGUUCUGAUGGCACCUUUCCUCACAGAGAGCUCCAAGACUUCUUGGGAACUGCUCACACAGGAACAUAUUUAGGUCCUCACUAACCUAAGAACCCAUUUGCUCCCACAAUUGUAAGAACAGCACGGACAGGAGUGCCAGAUACUGCAGUCAGCUAUCCAGCUAUAUAAGAAGCUGACACCAUGUAAAUUGCUUCAGGAUUACAUGUUUCUUUAUGGGACAUUAACCAGAAAAUCGAGGAAGAUUUUGGAGAUACAAAUGGGAGUUGGACUUUCAGAUUCCUUGGCUUCCAGGGGAAGAUUGGUUUCUAACUUCCCAUUGAUUGUGAAAUCCUCCCUUCUGACAUGGCCUCCUAAACAGACUCCACAACCUCCAUGUCUGGAUUCAUAUUGUUAAAUGAUUUAUGUUUUAUUUUGGAAACUAGUGCCUUUUCAGUCUUAUGUAAAUGUGUAUAUAGAUGUACUGUAUAAGAACAGGAUACGUCAGAUACAGCCAGUGUUUGCUAUUAAGGACUGCAGCCAUUAAACAUACUUCAUACACAGUAACUACUUUUCACCUUCCAGUGUACUGGUUUGUAUCCAAACACUAAUGCUGUGCACUCCUCCUCAUUUCCACAAUAAAUCAGAGCGGUUUCUUUGUUUUGGUUCUUUUCUACAAAUGCUCACCAUCAAAACCAAAACUCCAUACUUGUACAGCUCUGCUUCCCACCUUCAAAAGAACAAUCUCCAUGAGUUUGUACAUGUACAAAGACCUUUCUGCUCUGGAUCUAAUCAAGUCAAAUACCGAAUGACUUAAGAUUCCACAGCACCAGAAAGCCCCAGGAUCUCACAGGCACAGCUCUGAUAAGGAGCAAGCAUGCAUCUCAGAAUCAGAGAAGAUGGCAUUU
Messenger RNA from Numida meleagris (helmeted guineafowl), 4151 nucleotides. It is a transcript of the gene GABRR1, whose product is annotated as gamma-aminobutyric acid type A receptor rho1 subunit. The transcript has 8 exons. Gene Ontology annotation, biological process: regulation of membrane potential; chemical synaptic transmission; monoatomic ion transmembrane transport. The record is from RefSeq and is a predicted model, not a curated record. Gene Ontology annotation, molecular function: neurotransmitter receptor activity; extracellular ligand-gated monoatomic ion channel activity; GABA-A receptor activity. Lineage: Eukaryota; Metazoa; Chordata; Aves; Galliformes; Numididae. Bases 147 to 1319 code for a protein of 390 amino acids. Gene Ontology annotation, cellular component: membrane; neuron projection; GABA-A receptor complex.